Messenger RNA from Caenorhabditis elegans, 678 nucleotides. RefSeq names its product ShKT domain-containing protein (gene F07C4.6). Lineage: Eukaryota; Metazoa; Nematoda; Chromadorea; Rhabditida; Rhabditidae. The transcript is spliced from 3 exons. The coding region runs from base 1 to 615 and encodes 204 amino acids. The record is from RefSeq and is marked reviewed.
AUGUAUGUUGUUGUAUCAGUAUUAGUUGUGCUACUUGCAUCAUCUUCGCUUGCCCAGAUUCAAGGAGAGUUGAAUUGCACUGCGUACAAUGGAACAUCGUUUGUCUACUCCGCAUCAGCGGUUGCAUGCUCAAACGUGCUGUCGGACCAAUACUGCCAAGUCGCUUACCCUUCUGCCAAUUCAUGGCUAGGUUACCCUGAAGAAGGAAGUUCUUUCCAAAGGCCAUUACUUUGUUUCACCACUGGUACGACAUCCUCAUCCCCUACUAGUAAAGAUGCAAAAACUGCCGCAAUUGCUCAUUGUCCAAAAACUUGCGGAUUGUGCUGUCAAACGAGUACUUACAGCUGCCAGAAUGCUCCAUUUCCUCGUCUCAACUGCGCUUCUGUCACCAAAGCAAUGUGCCUCUCAAUCACGUGGCGUCAAAUCCUUGCCGAAGAUUGCCCAAAUUUUUGUGGAUUCUGUGAUCUGAAUGGUUGUAUCGAUUUAGUCACUGGGUGUGAUAGUGAUGUUUCGAUUUGUAAUGCGAUCGGAAUGCAAGAAUUUGUGAACCUAAACUGUCGUAGAACUUGCGGAAGAUGUUCAGUGGCUACACCAAAACCAUGCAGCGGAAGAUAAUUUUAAAUUAGUUGUAUUGAAGUUGUUCACUGAGAAUUAAAUAAUAGAACAGAGAGUUUGAAA